Messenger RNA from Lathyrus sativus (Indian pea), 1572 nucleotides. The record is from the annotation of a GenBank genome assembly. NCBI's taxonomy places the organism in Eukaryota, Viridiplantae, Streptophyta, Magnoliopsida, Fabales, Fabaceae.
AUGAAAGAACUCUUGUCUUGGCUUAAACUCCUCUCUUUUUCUUUCAUCUUUCUUCUUUUAGUCCUCAAACUAACAGUGUUACUCUGGUGGAGACCAAGAAAAAUUGAAGGCUAUUUCUCUAAACAAGGAAUCAGAGGACCCCCUUAUCGUUUCUUCAUUGGAAACGUUAAGGAACUUGUUGGUAUGAUGUUGAAAGCCUCCUCUCAACCCAUGCCUAAUUUAUCUCACAACAUUCUCCCCAGAGUCCUUUCUUUCUACCAUCACUGGAAGAAAAUUUACGGUGGAACGUUCCUUGUUUGGUUCGGACCCACUGUUCGACUUACAGUGUCUGAUCCAGACCUUAUAAGGGAAAUCUUCACAUCCAAGUCAGAAUUUUAUGAAAAAAACGAAGCUCCACCACUUGUGAAGCAGCUGGAAGGUGAUGGACUUCUUAGCCUUAAAGGAGAAAAAUGGGCUCACCACCGUAGAAUUAUCUCUCCCACUUUUCACAUGGAAAAUCUCAAAUUGCUGAUACCGGUGAUGGCAACAAGCGUGGUUGAGAUGUUGGAAAAUUGGUCGGAAAUGAGUCAUAAAGGUGAGGUGGAAAUCGAAGUUUCUGAAUGCUUUCAAACCCUAACCGAAGAUGUUAUUACUAAGACCGCGUUUGGAAGUAGCUAUCAAGAUGGAAAAGCUAUUUUCCGCUUACAAGCUCAACAAAUGGUCUUGGCUGCUGAUGCCUUUCAAAAAGUUUUCAUUCCAGGUUACAGAUUCUUUCCAACAAGGAGGAAUAUAAAAUCUUGGAAACUAGACAAGCAAAUAAAGAAAUCGUUGGUGAAGUUAAUAGAAAGAAGGAGAGAGAAUUCAAAUGAGCGAAUUGAAAAAGGGCCAAAGGAUUUACUUGGAUUAAUGAUACAAGCCUCUAGCAAAACAAAUGUGACAGUGGAUGAUAUCGUGGGAGAGUGCAAGAGCUUUUUCUUUGCAGGCAAACAGACCACAUCCAACUUGCUGACGUGGACGACCAUACUCUUGGCAAUGCACCCACAAUGGCAGGUACAGGCACGUGACGAGGUCCUUAAGAUGUGUGGGUCACGUGACGUUCCAACUAAAGAUCAUGUUGUAAAGCUCAAGACGCUGAACAUGAUAGUAAACGAGUCUCUACGGCUAUACCCGCCUACAAUCGCAACAAUCCGACGGGCGAAAACAGAUGUUGAAUUAGGAGGCUACAAGAUACCACGUGGAACAGAGCUUUUAAUUCCAAUCCUAGCCGUUCAUCACGAUCAAGCAAUAUGGGGCAACGAUGUAAACGAAUUCAAUCCUGGCCGUUUCUCGGAAGGUGUAGCCCGCGCCGCGAAACAUCCUGUGGCGUUCAUACCUUUUGGCCUCGGUGUGCGCACAUGUAUAGGACAAAACCUCGCAGUGCUACAAACAAAAUUGGCACUAGUAAUGAUACUGCAGCGUUUUAGUUUCAGGUUGGCCCCUAGUUAUCAACAUGCACCAACGGUUCUGAUGCUACUUUAUCCUCAGUAUGGUGCACCAAUCAUAUUCAAACAAUUGUCCACACCGGAUAAUAGCCCUCAAGGGUCCUCUUCAUAA